UGACGCGCAGGGUUUUUUCACACUUUUGUAAACAACAUGGCGAUUGACGGAGUGGCCCAGCUUGCCCACUGAUCAAACACCGUGCUGCUGUCAAAGCCCAGCACUGCGUGGUCGACCGGGCUGAAAAUCCGGACCCAGCUAGCGGACAAGCCCCCGCCGGAACCAGCAGGAGUUGGACCGACGAGCUGUCAAGAGGACUGCCCAUCGGCCCUCCCAGUCUAUGGGCUCGCAGUCCAGUUCUGGGAUGUCUUGUGGAAGGGGCUCUUCCAGUGGCAACCCAGCAGACCAGUCUGAAGCAGCAGAACCGAACCAGAACCAGAACCAGAACCAGAGCAACAGCAGCAGCAGCGGCAGCAGCAGCCGAGGCCGCAGGACGGCUGACAGGCAGCAGAGCGACAGGCAGUCCGCUUUCGAGGAGGACGUUGAUCUAGCUGAAGUGCUGGCUUACCUACUGAGAAGGGGCCAGGUCAGAGUGGUCCAUGGCCAUGAAGCUACUGGACUGCAGCUGGUCCAGUCAUACUCUGACUCCGAUGAGGACAGCGACGGAGCCUGGGACGGGCGGCUGGGCGACCGCUACAAUCCGCCAGUGGACUCCCAGCCCGACACACAGGAAGUGGACCGCAGUGAGAUCCGAACGCAGAUCCUCCUGGCUACUGCCUCGUCCGCCUUGAAGAGCCGACACAGUUUCACCCACAUGCUCACAGAGAGAGAACAAGGCAGAUGUAGAGGCUCCAGUUUUUCCCAUGGAGAGUGCAGCCGUAUCCGCACACAUUUUCUGCCAAACUACGUGUCCCACAAGGAUACUUACCUGCAGAAAGCUUUUUGUGGACUGUACAGUGAGGAGGGCAACAUGUUCCUCUCCGCCUGCCAAGACCAGAAUAUCCGCCUGUACGACACCACCAGGGGGCGCUUCCACCUGCAGCGGACAGUGAAGGCGCGUGACGUGGGCUGGAGCGUGCUGGACGUCUGCUUCACUCCGGAUGCUCGCAAUGUGCUCUACUCCAGCUGGUCUGAUUACAUUCAUUUGUGCAGUAUAGAUGGAGACAGUGAAAACCACACCGCCCUGGACCUCAAGUUAGUGUUUCCCCUCAUAGUAACUUAUAACAUUACGAAGCAGGUAAUCUAUCACUCCUUACCCGCCUGGCCUCCUUCAGCUCCCCCUUCAUUUUCCACCCGGAUGAAUGACGCCGUCAGCAGCUGUCGCCCCAUCAUCCGUCCUGUCCUUCCUCUCCGUGUGUGUCUGUGUCCCUCUGUCCAACGCAGAGAUCAUUCAUUCGCUGUUUUUUUAAUUGAAAUAAAAAUUUUUUGUUGUGCAAUAUCACUUGGUAGGCUGCGUGGUUGGGGUUUACUGCUUUGCGAUAAUAACGUGUGUGUAUGCGUGUGUUUGCGUGUGUGUGUGUGUGUGUGUGUGUGUGUGCUCUGCAGUCCAGAUGAGAGGAGGUUCUGCGUGUUCUCGCUGGCUGCGUCAACAGAUGGCAAAGAGAUUCUGGGCGGAGCAAACGACGGCUGCCUUUACGUUUUUGAUCUCGAGCAGAAUAAGCGAACAUUGAAGAUCGAUGCCCACGAGGACGACGUGAACGCGGUGGCGUUCGCCGACAGCUCGUCCCAGCUGCUCUUUUCUGGCAGCGACGACGCUCUGUGCAAGGUGUGGGACAGACGGACGCUGCGAGAGGACAGGCCGCAGCCCGUCGGACAGCUGGCCGGCCACAGAGACGGCAUCACCUUCAUCCACAGCAAGGGCGACGCUCGCUAUCUCAUUAGCAACUCGAAGGACCAGUCCAUCAAGCUGUGGGACGUCCGGAAAUUCUCACCCAAAGAGGGUUUGGCUGCCUCCCGCCUGGCAGUCACCCAACAAAACUGGGACUACCGCUGGCAGCAGGUUCCCCAGAGAGCCCUGAAGAAACACAAACUGACCGGCGACACCUCGGUGAUGACCUACCGCGGCCACGGCGUUCUGCACACGCUCAUCCGCUGCCGCUUCUCGCCGGAGUUCAGCACCGGGCAGAGGUUCAUCUACUCCGGCUGCUCCACGGGAAAAAUCGUCAUCUACGACGUCCUGACUGGCAUGGUGGUGUCCAGGUUGUCGGGUCAUGACGCGUGUGUGAGGGACGUCAGCUGGCACCCCUACGAUGACAAAAUCAUCAGCAGCUCUUGGGACGGAGCGGUGCGCAUGUGGGAGCACAGACAAACCCACCCGCUGGAGGAAGAGCGGGAGAGGGAAGAGAAGAGAUGAAGGACGCGAUGACGAGGCCGCCCCCGAAACGGAGGCUGCUGGGAGUUCGGAAGCUCAGACGAACUGUGACCCUUUUAAUUCAAUGCUGGAUGUUAUCGAUCACGAGGCUGGCACGGCUGUGGGGUAUUGCCUCGGAACGGCUAAAUGGUCGCACCUUAAGAGCGGCUUUGAACACAAAGGGACGUCCUCUUGUUUGUUUUUGGAUCUUUGCCCCCCCCCCCCCCUUUUUUUUUUUUGUCUUGUGCAGAAUAAACCAGGCGACGCUUUUCGACUUAACCCGACCUCUGACUGCGCUGCAAAGUGCUGCAGUCAGAGCGAUAUUAAGACGUAAUGAUAAGUUAGUGCUUAAUAAGUUAGACGUGAUGGAUAUUGCAGGGAGAAAAUGACGAUGAUUCUGUAUACAUGUAUAGUAUUUUAAUGAGAUGUGCAUUGCGGGGGACGUCGGUAUUUGUUUUCAUUUUUGCUGUGAUGAGAUUUAGACGCCCAAAAUCCCAAAUAUUCCGCCUGACGAUAGAUUUUUCUCUCCACCAGUCUGCAAUACGACCAGCUGUUCCAAAAUGGCUUUUUAUUUAUAUAUAUUUUUUUUUAAGAGUGAUUUUUUUUUUUUUUUUUUUUGUUAGGCAGUAUCAACCUGUGAUAUAUUUCAAAGAAUUGAACAUGCGUGAUAUUGUGCUGAAAACUGACCCGGGGACGUGCUCAUGGUAAAUAUCUCUCACACUGAUCUGUAUAUGCAAUUUUCAGGUGUUUAUAAAUUUCUCCAAGUCUCAGUUUCAGACAGUUGUUUUACAGCGUCAAUAAAAAGAGAAUUUUCUUUGAUUGUA
Xiphophorus maculatus (southern platyfish) is the source of this 3054-nucleotide messenger RNA. RefSeq names its product DDB1 and CUL4 associated factor 11 (gene dcaf11). Gene Ontology annotation, molecular function: protein binding. Gene Ontology annotation, cellular component: Cul4-RING E3 ubiquitin ligase complex. The record is from RefSeq and is a predicted model, not a curated record. Gene Ontology annotation, biological process: proteasome-mediated ubiquitin-dependent protein catabolic process. Lineage: Eukaryota; Metazoa; Chordata; Actinopteri; Cyprinodontiformes; Poeciliidae. The transcript is spliced from 14 exons. The coding region runs from base 221 to 2233 and encodes 670 amino acids.